AUGAAUCUAUAUGGGUCUGUGUGGUCAGGGCUGGGGGUUGGGUGUAGAGUGUCAUGCGAUACGGUACGCAAGAUCAGAUGGGGGACCUUUCGUUGGCAUCGCCUUUUCUCUUCACUUUCUGAUGCAUUGAUCGACCCUAAGAAGGGUUCGAUCUCCGCAAACGUCAACAUUGUUAAUUAUAGCCUCGCUGGUGCCUACAUUGUUUCCUACAACGAACAUGGGUUCUUGCUAAGCAAUGGUACGGUUAUUCAUGGUCCCAUGGUUUCAUUUCCACAAAAUGUAUUUUCUUGGAGAGUAACGUGUGGUGUUAAUUCAGCAGAUGAUAUCAACGAAGAGUCCCUGUCUUUGUUUAGAAUCCUGUGCCCCGAAUUAGAAGUCCUAGUCAUCGGCAAAGGUGCGUCCAGCGAGAAAAUUAAUCAACGAGAAAUAAUGAACAUGUGUUGGAGGCAUAAUUUGGGCGUUGAAGUCCUGUCAACUGCAUCGGCUGUGGGCACCUUCAACUUUCUCAAUUUCGAAGGCCGUUACGUUGCAGCUGCUCUCAUUCCUCCAAUCAGCAGGGAAGUAUAUGAUGAUCGCCAGCGUCUGAAGCAGCUUGAGACGUCUCGAGAAAUCCGUCUUUCUAUUGAGAAUAGUUCCAAGAUUAAGAAACUCCCAACACCGGAGCCUCCCGCCUUUCUGAAGCGACUCACCCAUUCGUCGGAAAAAGACAAAUACUUUGCUUCUUAAAAGGCAAAACCGCUGACUAUGCUGCGUCGAGUUAUGACAGUUGCAUCUCACAGAAGUCGCCGUUUGGCAUUUUCUACCAGAGCUAGAAUCCCAACGUCAAAUCAGGAGAAAUCAGACGAUGAGAAGUUAGUUCUACCCUCAUUGAAGAGAUUGGCUAAUCGCAGCACCGUUGCCAUGCAAAUGCCCAAUAUGACGCGUAAAUAUGCUGUCUCAGAUGCUCCUCUCAUUCCCAGUUAUUUUCUUGGGAAGCUACAACUGGAACUUUUGGAGUACCCCGAAUUGUCCACUAAGGAGGAGGUGGUUCAAAUCAACAAUUUGUUCUGUACAGUGGAAGACUGGGCGACCAAAGUUGACAGCAAAUCAAUUGACGAGAAAGGCAUCAUUCCAGAAGAUGUGCUACGCGAUUGCAAAAUCAUGGGUCUCUUUGGUCAGCGAGUUGACCCAAAGUAUGGCGGAUUGGGUAUGACUCCACUUGAGUCUGUUCUUGUUGCUGAAGCAAUGGGAUAUGAUCCUUCGCUUUUCGCAACUUUCGCGGUACACGAAGCUCUCGGUUUGAAGGGUCUUCAGCUCGUAGGUACCGCAGCACAGAAGGAGAAAUACCUUCCAAAUCUUGCUUCCGGUGAAAUGAUUGCGGCGUUCUGUUUGGCCGAGGUAAUCAGCGGAUCCACACCAACGCAGACCCAGACUCGAGCCACUCUCAGUCCGGACGGUAAACAUUAUAUCCUCAAUGGUCGUAAGGCCUGGGUUGUCAACGGCUCACGUGCCGAUGUCUUCACUGUUUUUGCACUAACAUCUGUCCCCAAUGAAAAGGGCGAAAAGGAGGAUAAGCUUUCCGCCUUUCUGGUGGAACGCGGUUUCGAAGGCACCAUUGAAGUUCAACCCCCAAUCGAGCGGAUUGGGCUUAGAGGGCUCGACCUCGUCGAUGUAUCCUUCAAGGAUGUUCGAAUACCGGUUGAGAAUGUUCUAGGGGCUUUAGGCUCCGGUACUGAACUCUCCGGGCGAAUCGCAAGUAGUGAACGUUACCUGGUGGGCGGUCUAUGUGUGGGUCUCUGUCGCGAUGUUCUGGACGCUCUUACGGAUCAUUGCAACAUGCGCCACCAGUUUGGGCGUCCUCUCAGCCACUUUGGCUUGGUACAGCGUCGGUUAGCCCAUGCUGCCGCUCAACUCUAUGCGAUGGAAUCGGUUACCUACCUUGUGGCCGGCUUUUUGACUGCACAGCCACAACGAGAUUUGAUGAUUGAGUCGUCGGCAGUCAAGAUGGUUGGUCCGUAUGGUAGACUCUACCUAAAGCAUCAGGUUUACAUCUUUCAGCUCUUUGCAACAGAAACGACUGUUGCUUUGUUGAAUGACUGCAUCGUAUUGGCAGGGGCGCUGGGAUUCACAAAACAACUACCACUAGAAAGGUUCCUGCGGGAUUCAAGGGUGCUCACAUCUUUUAUGGGGGUUAAUGACCUUCUUCGUGUCUACAUCGCCUCAGCCAGCCUCUCCAAGGUUGGGAAGGAGUUACGCCGUUUCGUGGAGUGCGCACGCAGCCCCUCACAACAUAUGCUGUACAUGCUUCGGGAGGCUUGGCGCAAGGAUUGGCGCAUGGAAAUGCUGCUUCGUGGAUGGGGUGCACCACCCUCUAUUGUCACUGCGGCAAAAAUGGAAACAGAACGGGGUGUACGAGCUUCAACCCGUGUUGGUGAUCACCUUCAUCCCAACCUUCAAGCCUUGGGAAAUCGAAUGGCGCGUCUUAUAGUGCAGACGUAUGAGUUAACUAGGCAGGUUCUUAUUCUCCAUGCUAAUACAAUAAACGAAGACCAAUUCUCUCUGUGGCUACUCUCAGAUUUGGCUGUGGGACUAUUCACGGUGACUGCAGUUUUAAGUCGAGCAUCAAGGGCGAAAAGUAUUGGAGUGAAAUAUCACAAUAAUGAGCUGGAAUUGGCCGAACUCUUUACAUUGGAGACAUUGGACCGCCUACAAGGCGAACUGUCUAGUUUCAAGCAGAAGGCCAACUUGCACAAACGCAUUGCCAGCGUGAUGGUAAAAGAGAACGGCUACGCAUCGGUCAGUCCCCUCAGUCGUGUUUGGUAG
This is a messenger RNA of Hydatigera taeniaeformis, 2802 nucleotides long. The record is from the annotation of a GenBank genome assembly. NCBI's taxonomy places the organism in Eukaryota, Metazoa, Platyhelminthes, Cestoda, Cyclophyllidea, Taeniidae.